Diuraphis noxia (Russian wheat aphid) is the source of this 1559-nucleotide messenger RNA. RefSeq names its product RING finger protein 37. The record is from RefSeq and is a predicted model, not a curated record. Gene Ontology annotation, biological process: protein polyubiquitination. Gene Ontology annotation, cellular component: nucleus. Lineage: Eukaryota; Metazoa; Arthropoda; Insecta; Hemiptera; Aphididae. Gene Ontology annotation, molecular function: ubiquitin-ubiquitin ligase activity; ubiquitin protein ligase binding.
AACAGUUGAGGGUCAGUAUAAAAUAUAAAUUCUAGGUAUAGAUACUUUUUUUAAUUCAUGGUGAAUGUGAGACACGAUCUAAUACAGGUGAACUGUGAACCCAGUUAAAACAUGAACAAUCGAAAUACGUAUUUCAAUAAAAAAUAUUGCAAAAUGUUUCUUUCAAGUUAUAUUUGACACACUCAAUCGAUAUUUUAUCUAAUAAUCAAUACCUCUCUCAUAAAUAGAAAACUUCCGAGACCAACACAAUUAAAUCAACAUGGUUUAUCGAUUUGCAGCUCAUGAACGUGUGUGAUCCGAUUUUCAAUGCCAGUAUACAAUUGGAUGGCAGCUGUAUAUCUCGAGAAGACUAUUCUGUAGAAAAUCUCAUAUCACCAGAUGCGGAAUUACGAAAAAGAGGAUUUCUAUGCGAAACAUUCAUUCGACCACCUGUGAGCUUAACAUUCAGUUUUCCAUUUGCAUUUGACAUUAAGUAUGUGGUGAUAGGCACACGGGUGGGUGGUCAGAAGUCCUCGGGAUUUCAGAUAUUAGCUGGACGCAGUGGCAACGUACAAAAAAUCUGUUCCAUGAUUACUGAAAAAGAGACAAUAUUGUUUCAUGAUAAUAGUAUAGAUUUAUCCGACUUUGGGAACGAUUACGACAAAUGUUGUUUUAAUAUAUCGGCAAGUAGAAAUAUCAGAUCAGCUGAGAAGUUAUCUGUGCGUAUUUUCAAGACAGCAAAUUCUAUACCAGCAAUAGGCAAAUUGGAAGUUUGGGGAAAGAUUUCAUAUGGUGUACCAAAAGAAAUCCAUCAAUCAAUAAUGCGUAAUUGGGAAGAAAGUAAAAGACCAAAACAGAUACAAAAAAAAAUUUGUAACGGACAACCGAUCACAGAAAAUAAUUCUGACAUUUUUGCUAUGUGUGAUGACUUUUUAGAUUCGAUUACUUAUGAAGUAAUGACAUGUCCUAUGGUUCUACCUUGUGGAAAAUAUGUUGACAGUACAACAGUAGAAAAGUGCAUCAAACAUGAUACCAUGUAUGGACGUACACCUUGUGACCCUUUUACUGGGAUACCAUUUACAGAUAAAUUAAAGCCAAUGCCUGUGCCUGAAUUGAAAGGACGAAUUGAUUCGUUUUUAAUAAAACACGCUGAUGAUGAAAAUGUCAAGUGUAUACCACGUGCAGUGGGUAAACAUAGUUUAAGUUUUUACACAGAACGACAUACUAAAAAAAUCRAAGUACAAUGUAGUACAUGUUACGAAAAUUGUAAUUUGUAUAAUUUACCUUGCAAACAUCUGCAAUGUAGAAAUUGCCUAAAGACUGAGAGAAAUAUAUGCAAUGUUUGUAACAGUAAAUUUGAUCGGAAUCAAGUAGAAAAAUAUCAUAAAAACCAUUAGUAUAGAMAAAAUUUUAUCAUAACAUAGAUCAUUGAUUACAUUUAUGAUUUUCUGGUCAUUCCUUCAAAGAGGUACUAGACGACCAGUGAAAGACAACUCUUCAUCUAUUAUUUUAGUUUCUUAUUUACUAUUUUUUUAAACAACAUACAUUGUACAUUAUGUGUUGAUUUUAUUAAUCUGAUA